Cygnus olor (mute swan) is the source of this 6353-nucleotide messenger RNA. Its product is annotated as receptor activity-modifying protein 1-like. Gene Ontology annotation, cellular component: membrane; signaling receptor complex; cell surface. Gene Ontology annotation, molecular function: RNA binding; coreceptor activity. Bases 1485 to 4490 code for a protein of 1001 amino acids. The transcript has 17 exons. NCBI's taxonomy places the organism in Eukaryota, Metazoa, Chordata, Aves, Anseriformes, Anatidae. The record is from RefSeq and is a predicted model, not a curated record. Gene Ontology annotation, biological process: G protein-coupled receptor signaling pathway; receptor internalization; intracellular protein transport.
AUUUUGGCUUUUGUCGGUCACUCGUUAAACCUCUCUGUAGAUUUUUAGUAUUCAAAAUAACACUGUGUUAAUGGUGAUCCUCGGUGUUGUAAAUAGGAGAACUAAGCCAGUUUUGGUGCAGGGAAGCCCUCUGGUUUCCUUCCAGCCUCCUCCUUGGCUGCCUUCUGGGCAGUGCAGGUACCUCUGUGAGAUGAGCCGCUGCCUCACACCACAGGAGGUGUUUUUUGAAAGCAGAUGAAGAUCAGGUUGUGAGCCCGUGGGCUGCUCUGCCUGCUCAGGGAGAGGGGAGCAUUGCAGGCAAGGCUGCGUUUUGCUGCACAUUAUAAAACAGACAAGUUUUGUUUAAAUAGUUCAGAAAGCAUACCUGGGAAACAGCUGUCACCUCUACAUGUCCCUUUCUUUGUUAAAAACAUGUUUUGUGAAGACAGAGACAACCAUUCAUGAGAAACAAACUUCACGAGGAGUGACUCUAUCCCCCAGUGCUUUUUCUCUGCCUUUUCUACAUGUUUGGUAUAAAACUAGUUGUGUUGUAAGUGCAGUGCGGGAAAAAACUUUGGUGACUUGUCCAGCUUUCUUCUGUCAUAGAAAGAAGCAUUCUGAUCCAAAAAAAUACCUGCUUUCCAUUAUGUCUUGCACUUCCUGGGUCUAAAGAUAAUUAAAUUUUUUUACGGUUCCAUGCUAGGUAGCUAUUUCUUCUUGUUUCCCCAGGAUUAAAAGGAAUAUGCUUCCAUUUCCCACUUAUCCAACACCUGGAGGGGUUGUAAUUCUCAGGGGGCACAGAGCUCUAAGUUCACCAGUUUGCUCACUUCAGUAGUUUUUAAAAUGUACAUAGCUCCUUGUCUGCAGGAUAAUCCCUACAGUAAAUGCCCUGGUCGUGGAUCAAGAAGAUUUAGCUUUCUGCGGCAAGGAAUGCUUACAGGCCAAAUACAAAAUCGGUAGGAAUAAUGUGAGGUCAGUUUGUGGUCACUGCAUCCAGGGUAAUGUCUGCAUCCUUGUUUUCAGAGUCAGUACAUGCAUUGAAACAAUUUGUGUGCUGUGACAAAGUGUGUGACGCAAAGAGCUCGGUGGGUAUCUACGGGGAUUGUGGUGAUUCAGCCAAGGUAUGCUUCAAUGGUAAGGGGACGGAAACUUUGCCUAGCAAUGUAAGAAAAUAGGAUUGUUUGGUCUGUCGGGAUGCGUUUACUCAAUUGAAAUCACAGACGAAAGGAUAGCAAAUUCUUUUACGAGCCUUAAUUGAGCUCUGGAUGUCCUUGAGAAUGUGUAAUUCCUUGAUUCUGCGCUCAAAUUGGGAAUAAUAAGAGGGAUAGUUUAACAUCUUUGUUUAAACAGCAUUGUCUUCUCGUACACCAUGGAGUAUCGAACUUCUCUUAUUUUUGUUAAGGUGAGAAACUGAUAGGAAGAGACGAGCUGAUGACUUGGAUAACUUGCAGUGAAGUGAGCUGUGUGGAUUACUUCUGAGGAGGGAGGGCUUCAGUAUCUGUACCAUGGAAUUACAAAAGAGCAGCGACGUUAAAAGCAAAAUGCGGGGCUCUGUUCAGACCUCUCACCUCUUUUCCUAUUCUGAGAAAGCUCAGCAAACUCUGAUCAGAGACCCUGCAGCGGGAGCUAACGUCUCUGGUUUUGGCCAGGCACAUUGUGCCAGUGUUUCAGACUUAGAGUUGCAAGAGGAAAGCUUACCUUGCUUAAGUUCAUCUUUAGAUGCAGAUAUUGAAAUGUACAAUAAGAAGAGAAAGCGAGUUUGCUGUGAGCAGGUAGAGGAAAGCAAGAAAGAAUCUGGUACGUUGGGAAGGGUGUGCAGCGAUACGCGUUCCAAUUGCGGCGUGUGUGAUGGUUGCAGACAGAUCCGUGUAGGUGAAGAAGAUUCACAGCUGGAGUACAUCAGUGCUAACGAGCAAGAACCGGAUGGUAGGGACAGCUCAGGUGAGCUUUCUGAGCAAUGGGAAACUGUAGGGAUCAAAACCCUAAAGCUGAUGGAUCCAGCUCAUCAGGUUCCAGGUGGUGGAGCUGCAAAGGAGCAAAGUCCUGUUGAUGUGGUAGAAGAUUGUUCUGCCCCUGAGUACUGCAUAGGGGACCAGGUCCACACGGAAGAAGCUGUGCCAGAGCUUCCCCAGCUGCUUCAGGACUCUCUGCUGGUUUGCAGCAGCACAUCUUGUGAUCAUAAGGAAGAGCAUACAGCAUGUAACAAUGUUCUUUAUGGAAAUAUACUUGAAAGUCAUGCUUGUGGGGGUAAGGAAAGGGUUUAUCCAAAUCUGCUCAUGUGUGAUGGUUUAGAAAACGGAGAGGUGAAAGAUGCUCCCCUGGUUGAUGGUACACAUUCACCCCUGGUGGCCCCGAAUAAAGAGGUGUCUGAGCAGAAUGACAGGCAUGUUCACAGCAUGGCAGUGAAGCAAGAAAAUCCUUUGCUGCCACCAAGAAAGGCCCCUGCAAGAGCCACGCAAUUGUGCAAAAGCACAAGGGACUGCAAUUUUUAUUCUUGUGAGGAACCUCUUGCAUGCAUGGUUGUCAGCACCGAGAGUCGCUUGUUUGGGGUGGAAGUUGCAGAUCAGUCUGGCAGAAACGCCAGCUCUCUCAGCCUGGAACCGGAGUGCUGUGAAAAUCUGAUAAACCUCACCAGCAACUCCAAAGUUAACCAGGCUGUCGAUGCGAGCUCUGAUUUCAGAGCUUGCUUUACGACCAGCAGGAGUACCAGCGCCCGGGUCCAUCUCAUGUCCAGGGCUGUCAAUACAGAGAUAACAAUGAUGAACAAAUCCCGGCCUGCGGGGUGGCACCAUGAAACCUGCACAGAUGCUGCAUGCUACAGGGACGGGCCCUGUGGAGCUGGUAGUGUGGAAGACGUUGGCUCACAGCUUAAUGACACGCUGGGAAAGCACCCGGAUGGCAAUACUGCAACGGCUGAGAGAAGUUCACAAAUGAAGGAGCAGUGGGAAUCCAAAGCUGAGUUGCGUAGCGGGGAUCUAAAGCUAAACAAUGACAGGCCAAUACACCUCAACAAACAAACUGUGAAGAACUCUGUGUCAAGCUACUGUCAAAAUCUACUGCAGAGAGCUGUUGAAGCAGAAUUGCAGAUUCUAACCACUCAUUAUCAGAUGUGCUAUCAGCACUGCUUGAAGGUUUACAAGCUGGCUUUGGAGGAAAACGUAUGCUUUAGCAGCAGAUACCAUGGAAAUGGUUAUGCUAAGACUGAAUUAGGUUCAUCUCUCUUGUUGGUUUUGGAAGAGCUAAAAAAGAAUUACAACAGCAUGAGAGUGAAAAUAAAAAUGGGCAUACCUUUAAAUGCACUUCCACCACUGUCAGUUGAGAUAAACUUGUUCCCAAUCUCUUCUUCUUACGUCCCAUGCAAGUUGUUCAGCGAGGACCUGUGCUAUGAUUCUGUUUCAGGCAUGAGGAAAGCAGACUUUGAAGCUCUAAAACUGCAAGAAACUAACACUUCUGUCAACGUGGACAAUACACAGAUCGUGUAUUUAACUGGUGGCGGUCAGCCUAGUGGCUCUUCUUCCUCCAAGACGUUGCAAGGACAGCGUAAAGAUCAGGAUGUGCAACAUGGCUAUGUAAAAACCGAAGACGGGAAUGAAUAUUGGUUUGAUGCUAAAGAGGAAUUGACAGUAGCAGAAUUUUCAGUAAUAUCUGAAGAAAUGGAAGAGCAACAAGAAAAACAAGACACAGUUGAUUUAAGAGAAGCAAAGAUAAGGGAAAGUGUGAACAAGUCCUUCUUUGUUUGUGUUGGUGGCCUAAGUUCUUCAGUGUCAGAGGGUGACUUAAGAUCACAUUUCCGGAAAUACCAGAUUUCUGACAUUCUUAUCUGUGUGGAUUCUGGUAACCACAGAUGUGCAUUUCUUGGCUUUAAAGAUGCUAAUGAAGCAAAGUUAGCAGUAGAGGAAAUGAGCAAGAAACAAAUAAAAGGAAAAACAAUAAGUGUUGAGCUUGUAAAUGAUUCAUCAGAGAACAAAUAUUCUGUUUCCCAAAUACUUAAGAAGAAGCUGUGGCGUGAAUUCCACUCUGUCAACGACAGUCAAAGAAAGGAUCAGGAUAAAUCGCUCAGUUCAGCCUCCAAUUCAGUGGAAGCUCCUGAUACCACCUGUGCUUCUGAGAAGGCGCCUCUCCUUCCCACAGCUGCUUUAAAAAUUCCUUGCUCUACCCAAGCACCUUUGGAAACAAAGUGUUCUGGUCCGAAAUCCUCUGUUGAAGAGUCGGACACUGGAGGCAAUUCCCUGCAAAAAGCAUCUGCUCCUUUCUCCACUAAUUCAUUUGGUGCCUUUAUUUCUCCUAAUACCUUGAACUUGAGCAGCUUUACCAAGUUAAUGAAGAAACUUCAAGAAAUUCAUCCAGAGGCUAGUAGAGACAAAAUUGUGGAUGCUCUGCUGGAGGUGAGGAAGAACAAUAAAGGUAUCCUCAGUGGCUUGUCCAUCAAUUCUAUUAUGGAAAGGACCUCUGUAAUCCUAAGGAAGUCAACGCCCAGCUGUAGCAGGGGGGAAAGCAACGUAAAUAAAUGAUUUUCUGAUUGUGAAGAACUGAACGCUUCACUUAGAAGAUUUUUGCAGUCCAUCUUGUUCUGGGAUCAUUCUGUAUUUUUCGUUUGUUUUAUUUCAGUAGCUCUUAAUGAAAACUUGUGUAGCAUCACUGCAUGAUUUGCAGUCUUGUUCGAGGGAAUGUAGCCUGGAGGUCAGUUGGUUGUUUUUCUCUAUAGGCAGAAAUUAAAUGAUUCUUCCCAGUUCUGUUGUUCUCUGCAGUUGGUUCAAGUGCUGAGCACGUUUCUCUAAGGCUGAAGAAAUCACAUUUCAGCGCAGUGAGACUUCUCUAAUAACAGCAGGACUUUGCUGUGCUGAAGUACACAACCCUUGCACAUCACUUCAUUUUAGGCAUGGCAGUAGCUGCUACGAUGUUAAUAAAUAGCCAGCACGCUUAAGUUCUUUCCUGAUAAUAUUCUAAAUGGGCUGCAGAGGUGUCACGUAUCCUUCUAAUACCCGGAGGAGAGGGAGGCAGUGAGGACGUGGAGCAAAGCAGGCUUUGGAGCUUGCGGUGCUGAGGGCCGUGGUUAUGCAAGACCUGUGCUGCAGCGACUUGCGAGCAGGCAUCCCCUGCCCAACCUCACUGCAGCACCAUUCCGCGUCCUGGCACGGCACGUCUUUCCUUCAGGAUCAUAUUGUAGCCUAGAUUUUCUUCUUCCAGAGUAUGGCUGCUUUUUUUUUUUUUUGUCUCCUAUUCCACUUCUGUUGCUGUAAGCAGAGCUGGGCCUCUGCCUCCUCCUUUUGUGCCCCAUAGCGUGGUACAGCAGUCAGCUUGUCACCCCACUGCUGCUCCCUGAGCCUUUGGGUCUGGGUUGGUGCAGGGGGAGCAGGAACGCCGAGGGUAUCCAUCUGUUGGGUUUGUGGGGGAGACGAGAAGAGGUCUGGAUUUUAAAUCCUGGCAGACAAAGGAGAGGCAGCUUAGGUGUAUGUGUGGGGUGAGGGGGUGAGAAUUAUUGUGGGUGUCAGGGGCAGGCACCCACACCAUGCCCCUGCUGUGGUGCUGCGUCCUUGUCCAUCUCUGUCCCUCUGCUGUGCUCUGCUCUAGAUCCUGCCUGCGUUUGCUGCUGCAGCUCCUCUUACCUGUGAAUAAAGGUUAAAAUCCCUUCUUUAAAAACUUGUGCUGCCGUUUCCCUCCCUCCAGCCCUCGCCUCUCUCCUCCCUUAGCAGAACUCCUGCCGUUAACGCUUUCAACCCCCAGCCUCCUCCUUCAGCCCCGAGCUGCGGGGCUGGGAUGAGCUUUGUCCCCCCCUCUCUCUCUGAAAGCAGCUGGAGGCUUCGCUCCGCCGCGUUAUUAAUAGCAAACGCCGCCCUUCGCGUCCCGCGCUUCGGCAGCUCUCCCAGCCCCGGCUUCUCCCUCCUGCGGCCCCUCGGCGGGCUCAGCCGCUCUCCGCCGGGGAAAGGGCCCGGGCAUGGCCCCGCUGCCGCGCCGCUUCCUCUGCUUCGUGCUCGUUUGUUCAGCAGAAGGAUGCAACACGUUGCCUACAAAGGACCCGAAAUAUCGGCUCGGCGAGCAGAUGCUCGGCGCCGAUAAUUGUCGGAGCUGGCUGGAACCAGCGGUGGGCGAUGCCAACCCCGAAUCCCCGCCCACCACUUCAUCGCGGCGACGGCGUGCCACGAGGCAGAGUACGGCCGGCAGAUCCGCGAGCGCUGCCUCCGGCCCUUCAAGCUGAGCAUGGAGGGCAUCGGGCAGCAGCUGUGGUGUGACUGGGACGAGACCAUGGGCGCCCCGUAGCACGAAGCCUGCUUUCUGGCACCUAGCUGCAUCGCUGUCACGGGGCGCCCGGUGCCACCGCGGUGCCCCUGUCUGUGUUGCAGCACCUACGGGGAGCUGACCAACUGCACAGCGGC